Molecule: messenger RNA, 1934 nt
Organism: Equus caballus (horse)
Lineage: Eukaryota; Metazoa; Chordata; Mammalia; Perissodactyla; Equidae
Gene: BARX2
Product: BARX homeobox 2
Biological process (GO): regulation of DNA-templated transcription
Molecular function (GO): DNA-binding transcription factor activity, RNA polymerase II-specific; DNA binding
Source: RefSeq, a predicted model, not a curated record
CAGGUCCGCGCCCCGGUUGCACAGGCGGGCAGGGCGGGGUGGGCGCCGACGCCCCUCGGCGGCCGGCCCUCGGCGCGACUCCGCACAGGGCCCUGCAGGAAGCGCGCGCUGAUUGACAGCUGCGCUGUCCCAAAAAGGCUCCGCGAAGAUGCUGAUCUGCGGGUGGGUCUAGACGCGCGGCCGGCACGCCCGGUGCCCGCUCCCCUCCGCGCGCCUCCCGAGCCCCGCUGCCUCCCCGGCUGCCCAGGAGCCGGGCUGAAGCUCCCGCGGGCGCCAGCCCCUGCGGCCCCGGCCGGCCGGGCACUCGCAGCCGCGCUCGGGCCGGCGGGCGCUCGCCCCGGCUCACCAUGCACUGCCACGCGGAGCUGAGGCUGAGCUCGCCCGGCCAGCUCAAAGCAGCCAGGCGGCGCUACAAGACUUUCAUGAUCGACGAGAUUCUCUCCAAGGAGACCUGUGACUACUUUGAGAAACUUUCCCUCUACUCCGUGUGCCCGUCGCUGGUCGUGCGACCCAAGCCCCUGCAUUCCUGUACCGGCCCCGCUUCCCUUCGGGCAUAUCCUCUCCUCUCAGUGAUCACCCGACAGCCCACGGUCAUCUCCCACCUGGUCCCUGCCACCCCGGGAAUCGCCCAGGCAUUGUCCUGUCAGCCAGUGGCCACCAAGGCUGCCUCUGCUGAGGCCCUGGGCGGCGAGGCUGCGGGCAGCAGCGAGUCGGAGACAGAGCAGCCCACGCCCCGGCAGAAGAAACCCCGCCGGAGUCGCACCAUCUUCACUGAGCUGCAGCUCAUGGGCCUAGAGAAGAAGUUCCAGAAGCAGAAGUACUUGUCCACCCCAGACAGGUUGGACUUGGCCCAGUCUCUGGGACUCACUCAACUGCAGGUGAAGACUUGGUAUCAGAACCGCAGGAUGAAAUGGAAGAAAAUGGUUCUUAAAGGUGGACAGGAAGCGCCCACAAAACCCAAAGGUCGUCCCAAGAAGAACUCCAUCCCCACAUCGGAAGAGAUUGAAGCUGAAGAGAAGAUGAACAGCCAGGCCCAGAGGCAGGAGCACCUGGAGCCCUUCCAGGGAGAGGAGCUCUGUGACACACAGGAACCAAAAGCAUGCCACGUCCCCUUAGAGGCAGCAGAGCCCCCAGGCCAGCCCCAGGAGUUGCCAGUAGCCUCUACGGAACCCCCGCCAUCAAGCUAAAAUACAACUCUUUUGGGGGAAGGGGGAGACUGGGAAGGAGGGAAAGAGAGAAGGCAGGGAGAAUAGGGAGAGAGAAGCUUCCCAAAGCCUGCUCAACUGGGAGAGAAGAGAUCCGCCGCUCCCCUGCCUCCCACAGGUCUCACUGGCCUUUUCCUCACAAGCAUUUGAGGAAGACUUGCCUGCCUUAGGCCUUUCUCUUCCUGAAAGGCUGCUUUAGCCACGGGAUGCCCUCGAGGAAGGGAGACAGUGCCUUGGAAUUGCCUGCCCCAGCUGGGGUGAUGGCUGCGGGGCUGGGUACAAGAAGCCCGUCCAUGUCACAAGGCCCACCGUGGUGCGGUGGAGGAUCACUCUGGCUCUCUCCCUGCCAGCCUCUGGGCCACCAGUCCUCAAAGCAGAGAGAGGCAGAGCAGCUUGGGCAGCACGCCCAGGUUCCUUGCUGACUCAGCACUUAUUUCUAUAGUUUUAAAAGAGAAUUUAAUGUUUUUGGUUGUUGUUUUGUUGGGGGGGGGGUGAGGGUGGGCAAAAAGGAGUUGGGAGAAGGGAGUUCUGAGUGAUUAGAAUUGUUUCUGAAUAAGGUUGGUUUGUUUGAAGACGUGUGCCUUUGUCCCCAUUAUAAGAUGGUCAGGUGACCCAAGAACUGAUAAGCCUCGUUUUUCUUGCUUCAUUAAGUUGCCAUCCCUGAAGCUGCCAUGCAGAUAUGUUAAGAUAACUUUUAUUUUUUAAUUAAAAAUAAAUCUUUCAAAAGGA